Messenger RNA from Centropristis striata (black sea bass), 4520 nucleotides. It is a transcript of the gene fhip1b, whose product is annotated as FHF complex subunit HOOK interacting protein 1B. The record is from RefSeq and is a predicted model, not a curated record. Lineage: Eukaryota; Metazoa; Chordata; Actinopteri; Perciformes; Serranidae. Gene Ontology annotation, biological process: endosome to lysosome transport; lysosome organization; early endosome to late endosome transport. Bases 687 to 4175 code for a protein of 1162 amino acids. The transcript has 13 exons. Gene Ontology annotation, cellular component: FHF complex.
GCAAAGAGGAGCAAAGAGGAGCAAUCAGGAGCAGCGAGGAGCAGCGUCGCUGUGGGUGAUGCGCAGCAGCCCGAAUGAAGGAGUGGUUAUUUUGUUAGCUUGCCCGGCUCAACAUGGUCUAGCUCGCCAGUUGUCUCCAGGUUAUCUGCUCGCUGUUCAGCCGUUUACUGCUCUGACAUUGUGGAAUUCAUUAGCGGCUAGCCGUUAGCAGCCGACCAGCGCUAACUCACUAGCAAUCAGCUAGCAGGUUACCGUUGAAAUCAGGACCUCACAACAACAGUUGAGACUCCUACAAAUAUCAAAAGAGUGGCCGUCCUGACUGGCUAUGGAGUGGUGUUGGCUUCAGACUGGAUGACAGUGUCUACAGGGCGGACAGGGUCACACAGAUUCUAAAGCAGCAGAACGCUCUUACUAGAUGUGCACUGACUGGAAGUGACAGCGCGUUUGCAGCAGACCUCCUUCCCCUCUUUAUCUCUCUUCGGAUACGCUUUCCCCUCCCCUUCUCCCCCUCUUCUCCCCAUCUCCCUCCUCCUCCUCCUUUCCACAUCUUUUCCUUUUCUUCCCUUAAUUUCUUUUUGGCUUCUGUUGCUUUUAUAUUCUGCCCUUUUCUUUCUCCUUUUUACUGGUACUCCUUCUCUUGUCUUUGAGUUCUUGUAACCUUUGACCUGCCUCUCACUGGGUCCAGUAUGAGCUGGCUGAGCAGGUUGAACCCGCGGGGCCCUGGGAGUCGGUCCGGCAGGAGCGCCGUCCCCUCCAGCCCCUGCACUGCUGACCCAGAGACCUGCCUCAUGGUUUUUGAGAACCACUGGAGACAGGUAUCUUGGGUGUUGGAGCAGCAGGAACCCUCUUCCUCCAGCGAUGAUCUGACCGCAGUGAGGAAUCACACCGACCAGAUGUUGUGUCUGCUUGCAGAGGAGCGGCCUGCUGAGAGCCCAGAGGGAAGCGUCGGUGUGGCACCUAUGGGCCCCAUACUGGAGCUGGUGGUCACUGAGAAUAUUCUAGAGCACCUGGUUCAGUGGCACCUCCGCCGCGGCCUGGACCCCGACAGCCAGGGGGCGCUGCUUAAGCUGUUUGAGAUGCUCAUCGGUCAGUCCCAGCAGCCUCUGCUGCAGCACACAGCCGUCCUCCACCCCCUGCUGAGGCUGCUGGGAGCCUGCGCUGAUCCAGAACUCGGUUGUCCUCCAGCCCUUGAAAACAGCCUGGUACUCCUGCUCAACCAGAUCUGUGUGUCCAUGGCCCGGCAGCCGGUUGUUCUAGAGAUGUUGUUCCGAGCAGCACCGGCUCAGCAGGGCUCCACCAACCUGCUCAUCUUCUCCCUCCUCGUGCCGUUUAUCCACCGGGACGGAGCCAUCGGACAGCAGGCCAGAGAUGCACUGCUACUCGUCAUGGCGACCUCAGCCAACCACGAGGCCGUGGCACGUUACAUUGCUGAAAACUCUUACUUCUGCCCGGUGUUGGCUACGGGCCUCAGUGCUCUCUACUCCUCCCUGCCCAGAAAGAUUGAGGUGCGAGGAGACGACUGGCAUGCCCUGCGGCGGGAGGACUGGAUGGUUGUGUCAUCGCUUGUGUUGUUCAUGAACUCUCUGGAGUUCUGCAACGCUGUGGUGCAGGUCGCUCAUCCCUUGGUCCGCUCCCAGCUCCUGGACUACCUCCAUAACGGCUUCCUUGUACCUGUCAUGGGCCCUGCACUGCACAAGUCGUCGGUGGACGAGAUGAUUGCCAGCACCGCCUACCUGGACCUUUUCCUGCGCAGUGUGUCGGAGACAUCCCUCCUUAAAACCUUCCUGCGCUUCAUCCUGCUGCAUCGCCACGACAACGACACAAUCCUGGAAACACUGCUCACACGCAUAAGCAGCAAUUCAAGGCUCUGCAUGGUAUCAUUGAGCCUCUUUAGGACUCUUCUGUCACUGAACUGUGAAGACGUCAUGCUGCAGCUCGUUCUCAGGUAUCUACUGCCCUGUACACAUGUAAUGCUGAGUCAGCGUCGUGCUAUCAGGGAGACUGACCUGUACGGAAAGUCUGCAAAUAAGUUCCUGUCGCUGAUCCCCGAGUGCUGCCGGAUGAAUGCAUCAUCCUCUGCUGAGCGGGACGAGGACAGUGCAUUCUGGGGCAAAGUAUUGAACAGUCCCACCACAGAGUCUCCAGCUCCUCCCAGACCCAGCACUCCAUCCCGCUUAGCCUUUUUCAUCCGCCAAUCGAGCAGUGGGGGUGGAUCAGGAGGAGGGGGUCCCUCUACCCCCACCAGCAUGGAGCCGCUGCAGUCGGGUCCUUCCAGUUCCCACCCUCUGUCCCCUGACAGCCCGAUGCACCAGCAGCAGACUAACACAGAGUGUCUGGACUGGGAUUCGGGUUACCUGGAGUACCUCAAAGACGCCCGGCGGGGCAUCGAGAUUUGCUCCUGGGCCUGCCGAAACUGGUCGGCGCCCUAUGAUGGAGAAAACCCCUCCCCGAACUCGGCACCUCCACCCCCGCCUCCCCCUACCUCCAACCCCUCCAUGGCUAUGUUCCCUGAGCACUUUUCUUUGCAGCAGGGAGGAAGCAGUAACACCCCUCCAGGCCAGCAGAGGGCGGCCAUUGUAGCUGCAGCACGAUCCGAGUGGAGCAGCUCAGAGCGGGACAGUGGCGAGUGGGACGUUACGAUCGGCAAAAACAACUGCAUCAGCCUUACACCGCGGUCGAAGAAACGCAGCCUGCAGAGAGAGGAGCUCCUGCCAAAGCCUGUACCUCAACUGGUCCCCUCUUCUUCCUCUUUGUCUUCAGCCACCCCUUUGUCAACUUCCCACCCCACGUCGUCCCCAGCGCCUCAUAAUCCCACCUCUGCCAUCGCUGUUAGCUACCAGGCCAUGUAUAACGGAACCACGGGGCAGGGGGACGGGUGCUCAGACAAUCGCGACAGAGGACUGGAGGUAAAGAAGGUGAAGAGAGACUUAGGGGAGCAGCAGCAGUAUUUGGAUGAAAAUGCAAAUCAAAAUGGAUCUCUUGUCACCUGCCCCUCCCAAAGCUGCACCGCUCUCCCACAGUCCAUUUUUAGCAACAGUGAAAUGAGUGAUGCAGAAUCACUUUGCACUAACCAGAUUGCCUCUCAGAGCCCCGUCACCCAGCCGACAUCUGACACCAAACUGCUGACCAGUGACACCUCAAACACACACAGUGCAUCCUCAGAUCUUCCAGAAGCCAACCAGACGCAACAAUCUGUAGAGAGUCUUAUCAAGGAGCUGCUAGAGCAGGCGCCAGGAGAGCCACAGCUCCCCGGAGACUCCAACGGUCAGGGCAUCAGCAUAGAGGCCUUCACGCAGGAGCUGAGGGAGCUGGAGGACCGGGUGAAGGAGCGCAGCCGAGCAGCUUGUCAGCAGGAGGAAACUGCCAGAGAGUCCCUGUCCUCUGAGCGGCAGGAGGAGGAGCAACAGCCGUCCUCGGCCCUCGAGGUGAAGCCGACGGGUGACACAAAGGGAGACGGCCCUGUGAUCGGCCUCUGCAGUCCUGCUAGACCACUCAAUCAGCCUGCCUCUCAGCCGUACACAGGUCCGUUCAUGGUGGUUCUGUUUGCCAAGCUGGAGAACAUGCUCCAGAACUCGCUGUACGUCAACAUCCUGCUCACGGGCAUCGUGGCCCAGCUGGCCUGCUAUCCUCAGCCGCUCCUACGCUCCUUCCUGCUCAACACCAACAUGGUCUUCCAGCCCAGCGUCAAGUCACUGAUCCAGGUUCUCGGUUCUGUGAAGAACCGUAUCGAGGCGUUUGCAGCCUCUCACGAAGACUUCCCGGCCAUGCUGAAGAAAGCCCAGCAGUACCUGGUGGCCCGAGGCAAAGUGGACUGGGCUGACUGUCCUGCGGGAGUUCCUACCCUGAGGCGCUCUGAUUCCCUAGUGAAAAGUCGUAAGCCAUCUCUCGGAGACCUGAUCCUUCGCCACACCAACAGCCCGACCCGUGCUCGACACGCCGCCCAGCUGGCCCUCGCACACGUGCGGGACGGUGGCCAAUCCCUGCACAGCGCUCUGUUCAGAGGCGGUGGAGGCGGAGGGGGAUCCGGCCUGGAGAAGCAAGCCGAGGCACUACGGGUGAAGAACGCCGUCUACUGCGCCGUUAUCUUCUGUGAGUUCCUCAAGGAGCUGGCUGCCCUGGCUCAGGAGCAUGCUGUCUCUCUGCCUUUUCCUCACAGCCAGGAGGCAGAGGAAUAGACAGUGAACUCCUCAAAUCUAGCUCUAAGCCUCCAUUUCUUUUUGAUUAGGCUAUAAAAAGAGUUAUAUAGGAUUCUCCCGUCACCAGAAGACUUUUCUGCCACUGAAGUGGGUUGUCUGCAACGAUACAGACAAAAAGCAGGAUGAAAACAGAGGCAUUUUUGUACCAAAAUCGUUAAAAGAUACCUAUAUGACUGGAAGAAUUUUCCUUAUCUGUAAACUUACAAUAUUGUGCAUAUCAUGUAUUAUAUUUACAUUCUAUACACAGAAAAUCUCAGUAAAUUCUUGAGAAUAGGAGCUUGUACAUACACAUACCAUACCAUGGUAUAAUGUGACACAGUAAAG